AUGGCCAGGUCCUUAAAGGAUGGACUCCUUCUCCAAGGUUAUUCGGACUUCAUAAACAGAAUCCAUGGUCAGAUUCCUCAGAUAACUUCAGAUGGAAAAAGACUGCAGGUUAUUGUGUGUUCUGCAACUCUACAUUCUUUUGAUGUGAAGAAACUGUCUGAGAAGAUCAUGCAUUUCCCCACUUGGGUUGACUUAAAAGGAGAGGAUUCUGUCCCAGAAACUGUGCACCACGUUGUUGUUCCUGUGAAUCCCAAAAGUGACAAACUAUGGGAAAGGCUUGGCAAGAAUCAUAUCAGGACUGAUGAGGUACAUGCGAAAGAUAAUACAAGGCCUGGUGUUAACAGUCCAGAAAUGUGGUCUGAAGCUAUUAAAAUACUAAAGGGAGAGUAUGCUGUUCGAGCAAUUAAGGAACACAAGAUGGAUCAAGCAAUUAUUUUCUGCAGAACUAAAAUAGACUGUGAUAACAUGGAGCAGUACUUUAUGCAACAAGGAGGAGGCCCAGAUAGGAAAGGACAUCAGUUCUCAUGUGUCUGUCUGCAUGGUGACAGAAAACCUCAUGAAAGAAAACAAAACUUGGAAAGAUUUAAGAAAGGAGAUGUCAGAUUCUUGAUCUGCACCGAUGUAGCUGCUAGAGGAAUUGAUAUUCAUGGUGUUCCUUAUGUUAUCAAUGUCACGCUUCCUGAUGAAAAGCAAAACUAUGUUCAUCGAAUUGGGAGAGUAGGCAGAGCUGAAAGAAUGGGUCUGGCGAUUUCCCUCGUGGCAACAGAAAAAGAGAAGGUGUGGUAUCAUGUUUGUAGUAGCCGUGGAAAGGGUUGCUAUAAUACCAGGCUGAAAGAAGAUGGAGGUUGCACUAUAUGGUACAAUGAGAUGCAGUUGCUGGGUGAGAUUGAAGAGCAUCUGAACUGUACUAUUUCCCAAGUUGAGCCAGACAUAAAAGUACCAGUGGAUGACUUCGAUGGGAAAGUUACAUAUGGACAAAGAAGAGCUGCAGGCGGUGGAACCUAUAAAGGCCAUGUGGAUAUUUUGGCACCUACAGUACAAGAGUUGGCUGCCCUUGAAAAGGAGGCUCAGACAUCUUUCUUACAUCUUGGCUACCUUCCUAACCAGCUGUUCAGAAUGUUUUGAAUGUGCCACGCUUUAGGCAAGACCUUGAAUAAUAAAAUAAGCUCCACAUUGAAAAUACUAUAAUCUUGUGCUGCCUCUCGGCAGUAGUAUUUACAAUAACUCUUAAAAACAAGGCACUGUUCCUGCAUGUCAAGGAACCCUGUUCAAGAAUGUCGACGCCCAUGUUUUAGCUGUCAUAAAUGUUGGCCUAAUAAAAGAGAACUAAUCUAAA
This is a messenger RNA of Gopherus flavomarginatus (Mexican gopher tortoise), 1336 nucleotides long. It is a transcript of the gene DDX1, whose product is annotated as DEAD-box helicase 1. The record is from RefSeq and is a predicted model, not a curated record. Lineage: Eukaryota; Metazoa; Chordata; Testudines; Testudinidae. The transcript is spliced from 12 exons. The coding region runs from base 1 to 1125 and encodes 374 amino acids.